Messenger RNA from Alternaria rosae, 543 nucleotides. RefSeq lists its product as uncharacterized. Bases 1 to 543 code for a protein of 180 amino acids. The transcript has 2 exons. The record is from RefSeq and is a predicted model, not a curated record. Lineage: Eukaryota; Fungi; Ascomycota; Dothideomycetes; Pleosporales; Pleosporaceae.
AUGCCGAUGACACUUUGGGAGUUACAUGGACACAUGCCUCCGCGUGGCUGUCAGAUCCGUCCAAAGGCUGUUGACCAGGUUUACCUCGUUCUCGCCGGUAUCAUUAAGCCCCAAGAGAACAAGGCCUGGCCCAUCCGUCCGAAUACGGACCAUCCGCUGGUGCGAGAGUUCUACGAGGCGACCGUCAACGAGAUGGAAACAGCGCCUGUCCUGGCAACUGCCCUGUCGACUACGGGUGCUGCAUCGGUCGAGUUCUCACCUCCAAAAAUCGCGCAGCCAUAUACAGCGGCCGAGAUCAGCAUCGAGCAAGAGCAGGAAGAGGUAUCUAGAUAUCAACAGGAUGUUGUGGACGAUGAGAACGGGGCAGAGAAACGCGCGUUGCCGCAGAUGACGGUUGAGCAGCUGCUUGAUGUGAUUGGAGAGAAGGAUGCGAAGCUGGCAGAACAGGGCAAAGAGCUUGAAGAGGUGAAAGCUAUGAUCGGAAUAAGGGACGAAUACCACCGGAGGUGGAUGGACGAGAAAUAUGACCGGAUUCGUGAGUAA